Molecule: messenger RNA, 411 nt
Organism: Effrenium voratum
Lineage: Eukaryota; Dinophyceae; Suessiales; Symbiodiniaceae
Source: the annotation of a GenBank genome assembly
AUGCGUGUGCGGGUGCGGGCUGGCCCGGAUGCGGCCUUGAUGGACCUCGCGAUCCUUUGCAGGAUCCCCACCCUGUCGGAGCUGGACCUUAAAGCUGCUGCUUGGGUGGAAGCCAGAGGGUAUCACGCUCCGACGGGCCCGGCCGACUAUGCCAACAUCGUGCGGCGCGUGGCGUUUGACCUUCCGGACGCCGCAGUGGUGGACUCGCUGGAAAGGCUGAGGAUGCGGGCGGAGUAUGACCACAGGGUCACCCUUCCCAUCAAGUUUGUGCCGGUUGACCUCAAAAGCUUCUUUUCCGGGAAGCGCAACUGGGCGAUAACCUUCCAGUACUACCGACGCACUGGACCCCACUACAGGAACAAGCCCAAUGAGCGCGAGUGGAUCCAUGUGGGGCGUGGCACGGUGCUCCCG